Pseudogymnoascus verrucosus is the source of this 1239-nucleotide messenger RNA. RefSeq lists its product as uncharacterized. Bases 158 to 1156 code for a protein of 332 amino acids. Lineage: Eukaryota; Fungi; Ascomycota; Leotiomycetes; Thelebolales; Thelebolaceae. The record is from RefSeq and is a predicted model, not a curated record. The transcript has a single exon.
CAAAUACAAUAAAUGUGGCUCAAACCAAACCAAACUUAUCUCCGACUGUAAUCAAGCACAAUUGAUUGCAAGAGCCCCACUAUCUCUAUAGCCCUACCUUCCGAACCGCCACCCUUGAAACGCGGGCCCCAGUUUCGCCAUCCAUUAUCAAAUCAACAUGGGCGUGGUUACCGAGUAUCUAGACGCAUAUCCCAUCGCGGACGAAGCUCCGAUCGAGCUCCAACGUGAUGAGGAGUUGCUCUUUGGAAAAGCUCAAGUUGGUCCAAUCCGACUUUUACAGCACGAGUUACUCGGCGCCGUCCACUUCCCUGUGGAAUUCGUCCCUGCCAGAUUUUCACCUCCGCGAGGCAUCUAUGAGUGUGACCAUAUCCGACUAGAAUGGCAGCAGAUGGGCAACUUCCGACAGCCCUUCUAUCACCGUAAUGCCGAUGUCGACGAGGUGUCCUACCAGAUCUUUGGAGAUCGCACACUUAUGACCGAACAUGGCACCGUCGAGAUAAGACCGGGAGACUAUUCACGGAUCCCAGUUGGUGUUGGACAUGAUAACUAUGGAAGAAAUGAAAUUCAUCUGCUCUUUUAUAUCCCUGCCUCUGUGACAGAGUGUGGACCAUUUGCGAAGAAGGCAAGCCAUACCAUUCCCCCAUUUGAGGGAUGGGAGAGCAAAGUGGUCGCUGAGGUCAUGACGGAAUGUUUGGGCGGACCAGAAUGUGACAUUGCUUCCUUCCAGGUUGAUGAGACGCUACUCCUAAAUCAUGCAAAGGGUCUUCCUGAGGACAAGCUCAUAUCUAUCCUACGACCAACGGAGGCAUCGAAGGGGGACAUCGAAUGGAAGUAUAAGUCAAAGCAUGUCUGGAUCGGGCAUACAGAAUUAUCGAAAUCAACUGGUACUCCAAAGUAUCGACGCCAUCGUCGAGCCGAAGAGAUCCAAUGCCAGAUUUCCGGUACGCGCACUGUGAUCACACAGCGGGGAAUUAUCACUCUUGAGCCAGGAGAUUUCAUCAGCAUUCCAAACGGAGUUGCCUUCACAGACCAUGUCACAGACAAUAGCACCCAUAUUACAGUUCUCACGUUCAAUGAAGCCGAAGCCAAGGGUGACAUCGUUAAGCGUGCUAAACCAGCUACCACGGAAGCGAUUGCGGAACUUCGACACGUCUGAGCAUCUUAUAUGAUCCUCAUCAGUAUUAGGUACUUAGUACAAUAAAGACGGGCUAUAAAUGUAAUAUACGGUCUGUGAAGGAC